AUGUCUCGUGAAAUAAAGGGAGAAGGCAAUGCGGAUUCCCGCUCAACCCAGCAGCCGGUGUUGAUCUACAGUCCACCGACUGAGGAGACGCUACUGCUGGACGUCAACCCUGUGGUGCGGUGCCCGUUGCUACUUCUGAACCUUAUGCUGUGGUUCAUGGGCGCUUUCCUCAUGCUGGCCGCAGUGAUGUUGUUAGUGGAGUCGUGGGACUCGGAAGAGGACGAACGCAUCCUGGAACAACUGGAUAUUUCCGGAAUGCUGUUGUCGCAUAUGGAGACGCUGCUGUUCGCGUUCGGGUUUGCACUGUUCACGAUCAGUUCGUGCGGCUGUGUCGGAGCAUUGCGCGAAAACACCUUCCUGCUGAAAAUGUACUCUUACGCACUAACCACUCUGAUCGCCAUCAACUUCGUGCUCGGCAUCCUGGUCUUCUUCGUGCCAGGUACCAUCAAGACCGUAAUAAGGACCACCAUGUCCGACAGGCUGGUGGUUCACUACCGUGACUCCCAGGAUAUACAAGACUUGGUCGACGCAAUACAGCGCUUCCUCAAGUGUUGUGGCAUGACACACCGAAACUUUCGCGACUGGGACAAUAACAUCUACUUCCAAUGUGACGUGACCAACCCGAGCCACGAGCGUUGCUCGGUACCACAUUCGUGCUGCCGAUCCGAGUCGACUUCCACGGGCAUCUUCUGCGGACGGAACGUGCUGAACCUGUCCGACCACGACGCUUGGUUCCGCGUGCACACGGGAAGCUGUCCUGACGCGACAAACCGCUACGUGAAGGAGCACGUCAUGGUCAUCGGAGGCAUCUGCCUCAUCGCCGUUAUUGUGCUUGCCUUCAUCGACAUGGUCACGAACGCCGUAAUUGACGAGAUCGACAUCAUCCGCAGGAUAUACGACCACGUCAGGCGUAGUUCUCCUGGGAUGUCGCAAGUCUCAACAUCCUAA
This is a messenger RNA of Dermacentor silvarum, 948 nucleotides long. Its product is annotated as tetraspanin-33. The coding region runs from base 1 to 948 and encodes 315 amino acids. The record is from RefSeq and is a predicted model, not a curated record. Lineage: Eukaryota; Metazoa; Arthropoda; Arachnida; Ixodida; Ixodidae. Gene Ontology annotation, cellular component: membrane. The transcript has 4 exons.